Myodes glareolus (Bank vole) is the source of this 796-nucleotide messenger RNA. NCBI's taxonomy places the organism in Eukaryota, Metazoa, Chordata, Mammalia, Rodentia, Cricetidae. The record is from RefSeq and is a predicted model, not a curated record.
CUUCAAGGGUUGUGUCCACUCUGCCCUCCUCCAACCUGAGAGCCUUCCUGGGAAGAUGGCAGCAGUCCUGAUUCUCCUGACCUUUCUUCUUCUGCAUGGAAGAGCUGAGGAGAUCAUUGGGGGCCAUGGGGCCAAGUGCCACUCCUGUUCCUACAUGGCAUUUGUUGAAUUUCUGGAUGUUAAGGGGAAGAAGAUUUGCUGUGGAGGCUUCCUGAUGCGAGAUAAUUUUGUGCUGACAGCUGCUCACUGUCUGUAUAGCACAAUGAAAGUCACUCUAGGAGCCCACAACAUCAAGAUCCAGGAGGAGAGCCAGCAGAUCAUCCUGGUGGCAAAAGCCAUCCCACACCCACGCUUUAAUAACGAAACCCUCACAAGUGACAUCAUGCUCUUAAAGUUGGAGAGGAAGGCUCUAAGGACUGAAGCUGUGAGGCCCCUCAGCCUGCCCUGUUCUGAGGUAUGUGAAGGCAGGGAUGUGUGCUCCGUGGCAGGUUGGGGAAAGAUGGCCCCACAUGGUAAAUUAUCAAAUGUACUACAAGAAGUAGAGCUAACAGUCCAGAAGGACCAGGAGUGUGAGUCCUGCUUUCCACGUCGUUACAAGAAAGUCACUGGGAUCUGUGUGGUGAACCCAAAGAUCAAGUGUGCUUCCUUUAAGGGGGAUUCCGGAGGGCCUCUCCUGCGUAAUAAAGCGGUUGCAGGCAUCGUCUCCUAUGGGUUUAAAAAUGAUUCAGCCCUGAGAGUCUUCACCAGAGUGUCAAGUUUCCUAUCCUGGAUAGAGGAAACAAUGAAAUACAAUUAA